GCUCACUCGCGAGAACGGAACGUUCCGAACGGAAUCGUUCUGUCACAUACUUCAUUUUUCCUCUGUUCCCCGGACGCUCUGUCUCCGCCGAGGGGUGUCUGUUCCUAUUAAUUCUACAUAGACUUUUUUAGUUGAACAUGUUUUCGCAUGGUCGCCGGCUGACACUUCAAGCAGCCAGACACAUGGGUUCAGCUGCCAAACUACAAGGGAAAGUCGCUGUGGUUACCGCCUCCACUGAUGGAAUCGGCUUCGCCAUUGCCCGCCGUCUCGCGCAGGACGGUGCAAAAGUCGUGAUUUCGUCGCGGAAGGAAGACAACGUGAACAAAGCCGUGGAGACUCUGACGAAGGAAGGCCUCACCGUGACAGGAGUACCGUGUCAUGUCGGCGACGCCGAUCAGCGCAAGAACCUCCUCAAGACAGCUGUUGACAAGUUCGGUGGUCUCGACAUCCUCGUUAGCAAUGCGGCCGUGAACCCGUCCGCUACCCAAGUACUAGACACUCCGGAGAAAGCUUGGGACAAGAUUUUCGAAAUCAACGUCAAAAGCGCGUUCAUGUUGACGCAGGAGGCUGUGCCGCUCCUCGAGAAACGGGGACAGGGAAACAUAGUCUACAUUUCUUCGAUCGCUGCCUACCAGGCGAUGCCGCUCCUCGGUGCGUACUCCGUGUCCAAAACUGCUCUCUUGGGACUGACGCGAGCGGCAGCCCUGCAACUGGCGGCUUCGAAGAUUCGCGUAAAUUGCGUAGCACCCGGAAUCAUCAAGACCAAGUUCAGCCAGCUUCUCUGGGAGGAUGAUGGGGUCAAUGACGCGAUUCUGCAAACGACCCCUCUGGGAAGGCUCGGAGCUCCAGAGGACAUUGCGGGGGCUGUGUCGUUUCUAGUCUCGGACGACGCCGCCUACGUCACUGGCGAAACCUUGCCCGUCGCUGGUGGAUACUUCUGCAAGUUGUAAUGGACUCCAUGCUCACUUCCUUUUGAAGCUCAGCUGUUCCGAGUA
Molecule: messenger RNA, 995 nt
Organism: Galendromus occidentalis (western predatory mite)
Lineage: Eukaryota; Metazoa; Arthropoda; Arachnida; Mesostigmata; Phytoseiidae
Gene: Dhrs4
Product: Dehydrogenase/reductase 4
Exons: 4
Coding region: 138-950 (270 amino acids)
Molecular function (GO): carbonyl reductase (NADPH) activity
Source: RefSeq, a predicted model, not a curated record